AUGGAGAAGACCGUCGAGGUUGCGGCGGGCAUCGCCAAGAACCGGCCAGAGGGCGUCAACAACAUCAAGCAGUUGCUGAUUGAGCACACUGGCAACUCGCUGGAGGAACAGUUCUGGACGGAGAUCGAGGGCCGGCAGGGGCGCUUCCGGGGCCUGACCGUCGAGGAGGGCUUCAGUGAUUUCCUCAGCCGCAAGGGGCGCAAGCCGGCGGUUUCCUAG
Geodia barretti is the source of this 219-nucleotide messenger RNA. The record is from the annotation of a GenBank genome assembly. Lineage: Eukaryota; Metazoa; Porifera; Demospongiae; Tetractinellida; Geodiidae.